AUGACUUCCCUCAUUAACUACACUUUUGAUAAGUGCAAAAAAGAGAACCGCCCUGCUUUGUUGACUUUUGUCACUGCCGGUUUCCCAACUAUCGCAGAUACCCCUGCCAUUCUUAAGGGCCUCCAAGACGGUGGCGCCGAUAUCAUCGAACUAGGAAUCCCCUUUACAGACCCAGUUGCCGAUGGCCCCACAAUCCAAUAUUCAAACAAUAUCGCUCUUGAUAAUAAGGUCACUACUGCUAAAACAAUUGAACUCGUCGUCGAGGCAAGAAAGGCCGGCGUCACUGUCCCUAUUAUCCUUAUGGGUUACUAUAACCCAGUCAUGCAAUACGGCGAUGAAAAACUCGUCAGAGACGCCAAGGCUGCCGGUGCAAACGGCUUUAUUCUCGUCGAUCUCCCCCCCGAGGAAGCUACCCAGUUUAGAGCAAUCUGCAUCGAACAAGGUCUUUCCUAUAUUCCUUUAGUUGCUCCUGCAACUACCAACGAACGUCUUGAACAGCUCAUCCCUAUCGCCGAUUCGUUUGUCUACGUGGCUUCGCGUAUGGGCACCACUGGUGCCAAGGGCUCCCUGGAUGCCUCUCUGCCCGAUCUUUUAAAGAGAGUUCGCAGCUACUCAAAGGAUACUCCUAUUGUUGUGGGCUUUGGUGUUUCUACAAAGGAACACGUUGAUGAGAUUGCUGAGUUUGCUCAGGGUGUUGUUGUUGGAUCCAAGAUCAUUUCUACUAUUGACGCUGAAAAAACUACAGAGACCCGUGCUGAAAGUGUCAAGGCAUUUGUUCAAUCUUUGAGUGGCGGCAGAGCCGUCAUUCCAAUUACUGCUGAAGAAUACGAAAAGGCUUCUAACACUCCUGUGGCCAAGUCUACAAUUAAUACCAUUGCUAGCCCAGUUUCCCAGUUUGGUGAGUUUGGUGGCCAAUAUGUUCCUGAAGCCAUGCACAAGUCUCUUGUUGAGCUUGAGAAGGGCUUUACUGAGGCCAUUAACUCUCCUGAAUUUUGGGAGGAAUUCCGAUCUUACUAUCCUUAUAUGAACCGUCCUUCGCAGCUUCACAAGCUCGACAGACUGAGUGAAUACGCAAAGGGUGCUGAGCUCUGGGUCAAGCGUGAAGACUUAAACCAUACUGGUUCGCAUAAGAUUAAUAAUGCUCUGGGUCAAGUUCUGAUUGCUCUGAGACUGGGCAAGAGAGAGAUUAUUGCCGAGACUGGUGCAGGCCAGCAUGGUGUUGCAACAGCUACAGUUGCAGCCAAGUUUGGUCUUAAGUGUACGAUUUUCAUGGGUGCUGAAGAUGUUCGUCGUCAGGCCCUGAAUGUUUUCCGUAUUAAGAUGCUUGGUGCCACUGUGGUGCCUGUUGAGUCUGGUUCGCGUACUCUGAGAGAUGCAGUCAAUGAGGCUCUGAGAUUCUGGGUGACCAACCUUGAGUCUACUCACUAUGUCAUUGGUUCAGCCAUUGGCCCUCACCCUUACCCACUUAUUGUCAAGACAUUCCAGAGUAUUAUUGGCAAGGAAGCCCGUGAGCAGUUUAUGAAGCUUAAUGAGGGCAAGCUUCCUGAUGCUGUUGUUGCAUGUGUUGGUGGUGGUUCCAACUGUGUUGGUAUGUUUACUGCGUUUAUUCCUGAUAAGGAGGUUCGUCUUCGUGGUGUUGAAGCUGGUGGUGAUGGUAUUGACACUGAGAAGCAUAGUGCUACAUUGUCUCGUGGUCGCAAGGGUGUUUUACAUGGUGUUAAAUCUUAUCUAUUACAAGAUGAAGAUGGUCAGGUUCAAGAAACACACUCGAUUUCUGCUGGUCUUGAUUAUCCUGGUGUUGGACCUGAGAUUUCAUACUGGAAGGAUUCUGGACGUGCUGAAUUUAUUGCUGCCAAUGAUGCUCAAGCUUUGCUUGGGUUUAAGCUAUUGACCCAAUUGGAAGGUAUUAUUCCAGCUCUUGAAUCUUCACAUGCAGUGUAUGGAGCCAUUGAGUUGGCCAAGACGUUGAAGCCUGAACAGAAGGUUCUUAUUUGCUUGUCUGGUCGUGGUGACAAGGAUGUGCAUACUGUUGCAGAGACUCUUCCUAAGCUCGGUCCGAUUAUCGGCUGGGAUCUUAGAUUUGAGGGCAAGCUUCAGUAA
Magnusiomyces paraingens is the source of this 2100-nucleotide messenger RNA. RefSeq lists its product as uncharacterized. The coding region runs from base 1 to 2100 and encodes 699 amino acids. Gene Ontology annotation, molecular function: tryptophan synthase activity. Gene Ontology annotation, cellular component: cytoplasm. NCBI's taxonomy places the organism in Eukaryota, Fungi, Ascomycota, Dipodascomycetes, Dipodascales, Dipodascaceae. The transcript is spliced from 2 exons. Gene Ontology annotation, biological process: L-tryptophan biosynthetic process. The record is from RefSeq and is a predicted model, not a curated record.